Messenger RNA from Camellia sinensis, 2138 nucleotides. Lineage: Eukaryota; Viridiplantae; Streptophyta; Magnoliopsida; Ericales; Theaceae. The record is from RefSeq and is a predicted model, not a curated record.
UCCUCUUCUCUUCUUAUCAUUCUCUGCCUCUUUCUCUUUCUCUUUAUUUUGAUUCUGUGUGAAAGAAGAAAGAAAGAAAGCUCGCGAAGUUUCAACAAUGGCAGACAUAACCCAUCCUCCCAUGGAACAGCUCCAAGACCUUGAAUACUGCAUAGAUUCUAAUCCUCCAUGGGCUGAAACUGUUCUGUUAGCAUUUCAGAACUACAUAUUGAUGCUGGGCACAACUGUAAUGAUCCCUGCAUUUCUUGUCCCAUUAAUGGGUGGAACUAAUGGUGAUAAGGCACGGGUGAUACAAACUCUUCUAUUUGUAGCUGGCAUUAACACACUUCUCCAAGCGCUUUUUGGAACCAGGCUGCCAGCUGUUGUUGGAGGUUCCUAUGCUUAUGCCAUUUCUAUACUUUACAUAAUAAAUGACUCAUCCCUGCAACAAAUUAGUGAACCCCAUGCUAGAUUUACACAAACAAUGCGAGCUAUCCAAGGGGCUUUAAUUGUAGCAGCAAGCAUACAAAUCAUCCUAGGUUACAGCCAAGUUUGGGGUCUCUUUUCACGUUUUUUCAGUCCUCUUGGUAUGGCACCUGUGGUUGGAUUGGUUGGUUUUGGGUUGUUUCAACGAGGAUUUCCUGCGCUAGGUAAUUGUGUAGAAAUCGGGAUACCAAUGCUAUUGUUGGUCAUUGGAUUGUCACAGUAUUUGAAGCAUGUGAGACCACUGAGGGAUUUACCCAUUUUUGAACGGUUUCCUAUCUUGAUUUGUAUUACAAUCAUCUGGAUCUAUGCGGUUAUACUGACUGCGUGUGGGGCCUACCGCAACAAACCUCCAAUGACUCAAGUCAGUUGCCGUACAGACAAAGCUUAUCUCAUAACGACUGCCCCAUGGUUCAUGUUCCCGUACCCUCUGCAGUGGGGCCCACCUACUUUUUCAGCGGGACAUUCCUUUGCCAUGAUGUCAGCGGUUCUCGUGUCAAUGGUUGAGUCCACUGGCGCAUACAUGGCAGCAUCUCGGCUGGCAAUUGCCACUCCACCUCCCGCCUAUGUUUUGAGCCGGGGAAUUGGCUGGCAGGGUAUUGGUGUUUUGCUUGAUGGUCUGUAUGGAACAUGCACUGGUUCUACCAUAUCAGUGGAAAAUGUGGGACUCCUUGGACUCACCCGAGUUGGAAGUCGCAGGGUCGUUCAAAUUUCUGCUGGCUUCAUGAUAUUCUUCUCCACCUUAGGUUGGUACAUGCAAAUUAUGAAAACACUGAAUUCAGGUGUUAAGAGUUUCAAUUAUCACAGCCCAUAUCCAUAUAUUGAAAUGCAUAAGCCUUUGUCUUUUGAGUAUCAAAAAUUGAUGGUUUGAUCGGUAGAAAUCAAGUCCAUUGUGUUUUGGAUUUAUUUAUUUAUUACUUAAACGACAUGGUUAUCAAAAUACCGAUUAAGAUAAUCCAUUUGGGCAUAAUUGAUCCAAAUCAUGUAGAAAAUUCCUUAUACGUAGGACCUUUUGAUCUUGAUAGUUCGAUCUUAAGCCUGUGUUUGGUUCAUAGAUUUGGGUUGGGAUUUGGAAAGGGAAAUGGAAAGGAAAAAGGUGUAUGAAAUGUAAUUAUAUUCCAUUCACAUUUCACCUACAUUUUCUUUUUGUCUUUUGUGUGUAGUUAUAUCAAGCCCAAUACGUAGCAAGUCUUACGGGUGCCAUAUCACCAAAACUCCACCCACGUGGCAGACCAAUAGGGCAUUUCAUGGGCAUGUCAUAUGUUUGAUACAUGGCGAGCCCUAUGGGCGUAAAAUAAGAAAUUGAAAGAUUUCGUUGAAAUUGUUCGUUUGAAAAUUUCCCAUGUGCCAAGUGUCACGGCCUUGGAUUAUCCAAGCCAACCGUGCGGCCUUAGAUGCUUAUCAACCCACUUGGUUGCACCUAAGUUAGCCUUCCCCAUUCGACCACACUAACUAAAACACAAAGUUUAGGUGGAAGAAUGUAUUCACUAUAUAAGUAUAGUUGUGUACAAAGCUUUACAAGGCUCUCACUCUCACAAGUGCUUUACUCUUACAGCUCUCUUGGAUCUCCUCUCUUGGAUCUCCUACCAAUGAGACUCCUCCCCUUAUAUAGCCAUCCACCUCCUCGAUGGAUGGCUAGUAUCAUUUUGAUCCAAGGGCUACAAGCCCUCCUCUAG